GGUAAUGAUUUGGGAGGCUCUCGUGCCUACAGGUCGCCACCAUCAACAUCCAUUUCUGUCUCUCUCUCUCUCUCUCUCCCUCCGGUAGAAAUUUCCGCAGCCUCUCUUCAUCGAGGGAAACCCGUCUGGGUUAUCGACAUGGCUGGGAGGAAAAGAAGGAAAGUGAAAUUAUUAAGUGAAACGAUCAAGGACGGGAAAAGAGUUAUGGCUGGGGAGAAGAAAGAGCCAGAGGAGCAACAAACUUGGUCUGAGCUACCAAUAGAGCUUUUGGAAGUGAUUAUGUCCCAUUUAACUUUAAAGGAAAACCUCCGGGCUUCUGCUGUUUGUAAGAGAUGGUGUUCAGCUGCUAUCUCAGUCCGAGUAGUGCAUCAACCCCCAUGGAUUAUGUUCUUUCCAAAGUUUGGUAACUUGUAUGAAUUCUAUGACCCAGCACAACGCAAGACCUAUGCCCUUGAACUACCGCAGUUACAUGGAUCCAGGGUUUGUUAUGCUAAAGAUGGUUGGUUGCUACUAUACAGGCCCAAAACUCACCGGGUGUUCUUUUUCAAUCCCUUCACUAAGGAGUUGAUCAAAUUGCCAAAAUUUGAGAUGACUUACCAGAUUGUUGCCUUUUCUUCUGCUCCAACUACCCCAGACUGUAUCAUUUUUACAGUUAAGCAUGUCAGUCCCACAGUCGUUGCUAUUAGCACCUGUCACCCUGGGGCAGUGGAGUGGACAACCAUUAAUUACCAUAAUCGCUUGCCAUUCGUCAGCAGUAUUUGGAAUAAGCUGGUUUUCUGCAAUGGGCUCUUUUAUUGUCUGAGUCUUACUGGUUGGCUUGGGGUCUUUGAUGCACAAGAACGUACAUGGGUUAUCCAUGUUGUGCCUCCACCUAAAUGCCCUGUGAACUUUUUUGCCAAAAAUUGGUGGAAGGGCAAGUUCAUGGUGGAGCAUAAAGGAGAUAUAUUUGUUAUAUACACAUGUUGCAGUGAAAACCCUAUUGUAUUUAAGCUGGAUCAGACAAACAAAGUCUGGGAAGAAAUGAACUCCCUUGGUGGUAUGACCCUUUUCGCAAGCUUCCUGUCAUCACAAGCAAGAGUUGACCUUCUAGGAAUGAUGAGAAAUAGCAUCUACUUCUCUAAAGUUCGUUUCUAUGGAAAGCGGUGCAUAUCGUACUCGCUUGACGAUGGCAGGUACUAUCCUCGUAAGCAAUGUCAUGACUGGGGAGAAGAAGAUCCAUUUGAGAGCAUUUGGAUUGAACCACCCAAAGAUCUCUCAACCAUCAUAUAGAGAGGUCCUGGGAGGGAGGUGAGAAUGUUCAAAACUCCUUGGCUACCAUCUUAAGCAAUUUACAUUUUCCAGGUCCAUUGUCUGAUUAAUGGCUUGAAGUUCUCUGGAGUAUGCCCCAUUCUCGCAGGAGCCGUACAAGACCUUGGAAGAGUCCAACAGUGUUUAAGCUUGAAGGAACAGCAUUAUGACAAAUGACAAAGCAAACCCAAUUCACCCAAGAAAGUUAGAUUUUUGUCUUGGGUGUCUGACAGUGCCCAGGCUGGUUUCCGGAUCUUGAAAGCGAUUAUGGUACAGAAAUAAGCUGAAGCCUCCUGGCAGUCUCUCCAUGAACUGUUAUGAGUUAAGAUAUCAUAUUUAUUUAGUAGUUUUGUUCUCGAGUACCAUAUCUAUCCAUGUCUGUUAUGGGAUCAGCAAGUAAGCAUAUAUCGUUUGUUUGAAGUAGUUUA
This is a messenger RNA of Diospyros lotus (date-plum), 1715 nucleotides long. RefSeq names its product F-box/kelch-repeat protein At1g57790-like. The transcript has 3 exons. NCBI's taxonomy places the organism in Eukaryota, Viridiplantae, Streptophyta, Magnoliopsida, Ericales, Ebenaceae. Gene Ontology annotation, molecular function: protein binding. The coding region runs from base 139 to 1269 and encodes 376 amino acids. The record is from RefSeq and is a predicted model, not a curated record.